Bombus pyrosoma is the source of this 4043-nucleotide messenger RNA. It is a transcript of the gene papi, whose product is annotated as tudor and KH domain-containing protein homolog. Gene Ontology annotation, molecular function: RNA binding. Gene Ontology annotation, biological process: spermatogenesis. The record is from RefSeq and is a predicted model, not a curated record. The transcript is spliced from 8 exons. NCBI's taxonomy places the organism in Eukaryota, Metazoa, Arthropoda, Insecta, Hymenoptera, Apidae. Bases 318 to 2150 code for a protein of 610 amino acids.
UUUCAUUGUUGGUAAUAAUACAGUUUUAAAAAUACGAUUUUCGAUUCGAGUCUAAAAUGCCAUCGAUAGUUACUUAAUGGGUGAAAUAAAUCGUUAGAAACUCAUCUAAAACCAUUCUAAUAGCGGAUUUUUUGUAUCAGCAUGUUGUGGUUUACUUCGUAAACCACGCCAUGAUUGUUUCUCAUUCGUAAGAUACGAGGUUAUGAAAUCUUACAUUCAUAGCAACUCUAAAGCACGUUCCAAAUUUAAAUCCAAAUUUAUUUUUGCGGAGAUAAAAAGUACGAAAUAAAUAACGGUUUUAAACAUUCAAAUAUAAAAUGAGGUGGAUGGCCCGUUAUUUUACACCACCAAUUUUACUUGGUUUAUCUUUAACAAGCAUUAGUAUUGCUGUACUAUAUGUAUUGUACAGAAAGGAUGAAGAAGAUAUUAAAUCCAGAAAAAGUCAAGUUGAGAUUUCAAAACGAUAUACAAUAGAAUGUAAAGUACCCAGACAAUUUGUACCUGCUGUUAUUGGAAGGGGUGGUUCGAUGAUAAAAGAUAUACAAAAUAAAACAGGGACUCAGGUUCACUUUAAAGAGGAUAAUAUUGAAUGUCCAGAACGUAUUUGCAUCAUAAAAGGAAGCUAUGAAUCUGUAUAUCUAGCUGAAAAUUUGAUAAAGUCCAUAAUUUAUAAUCAGCCUAUAAUUGAAUCAUAUGUAUUGUCUAUUCCUCAAAAAGUAUGUGGGAAAAUAAUAGGAAGAGGUGGUGAUGUUAUACAUCAUAUCCAAACAGUCUCUGGUGCGAAAGUCACUAUUGAAAGUGCCUUUCUUCCUUCUGAGUCACAUGUUGAAAGAAAAGUUACUAUAAAAGGAACAUCUAAACAAAUUAAUACAGCUUUAGAAUUAAUUCAAGAGAAAAUUGAUGAAGAAGAACAAGAACGUACAAAAUUACAGGCUUCUUCUGCUGCAAGACUGCCUAGAGGAAAAUUAUCUCCUCGUAACACCAUUAACACAUCUGAACAGAGUCAAAAUACUGAAUCUUUAACAUUACCAGUAUCUGAUGGUUUCAUAGAAGUAUAUGUGUCUGCAAUGGAAACUCCCAGUCAGUUUUGGGUUCAAAUUGUUGGUCCUGGAAUUACUGCACUAGAUAAAUUAGUGUCUGACAUGAAUGCUUACUACAGUAAUAAAGAAAAUUAUGAAAUGCAUAAGUUGAAAAGUAUAAAAGUUGGCCAAUUGGUAGCAGCAAAAUUCGGUUUUAAUAAGCAAUGGUACAGAGCUGAAGUUAUUUCCCUACCUGCAAAUGAUCAAUGCGAAGUAUUUUACUUGGACUAUGGAGAUCAUGAAAUAAUCCACCACAAUUCCGUAUUGGAACUUCGAACCGAUUUUCUCAGCUUAAGAUUGCAAGCGAUCGAGUGUUCACUAGCCAAUAUUAAACCACCGGGAGCUGAAUGGUCCAAUGACGAAUGUGACUUUUUCGCGGAGAUCACGUUUUUAGCCGAGUGGAAAGUUCUUCACGCCAAAGUUAAAAGUUUCAAAGAGAGAACCUUCGGCUAUGGAAGAUCUCGUCGCGAAGGUUCACCAAUUCCUUCCGUCGAACUUUACAAUAAACAAGAGAACGAGGAAAUUAACAUCGGCAGCGAGAUGAUAAAGGAAGGUUACGCCGAGCAAGAAGAAACUGUAUCAUCGCCUGCUUCUUCGACGAUAUCGCUAUUCUCACGCCACUACGACAUCGGCGGCUUUUCGACUCCUCCGCUGACGAGUCGAACUUUGAGUCCUGAAACGUCGGUAAACACUUCACGUAAAUUGGAUUCGGCCAUCGACUCGCCAAAUACAUCUACCACAAAUGUCGGGGAGCCUACUGAUGUAUCUGACGUAUUGGGAUCUGAUGUUAAAGAAAUUCACUUAUUUGCGCCGCAAAAACCACCCGAUUGGGCCCAGGAAACCGAUCUGGCGACAUCGAAGAAGGACGAGAUGAACCGCUUUAUCGAAAACGAGAGGGAAGUUCAACAGAACGACGACCGUAGUGUCCACCCUUCAAACAGCACUUACAUUCCGUUGGAGUCUUCCAAAAAACGGGAACGUCCAUGGCAAGUCUCGAAAUUCUCGCGAAUCGCUCCGGCUGGUUUCGAGAGCGAUAUGUCGGACGACUCGGACGCGAUGGAGCUGGGGUAAAUCGAAAGAGCCAGCCGUACAUUUCUUCCUUUUUUCUAUCGAGAUACGCUUCCAUUUAUUUCAUGUAGCGCUGUAGAAGUUAGAAAUGCGGCGGUUCGAACAGUCGCAACGAAUCCUCGAUAGAAAAAAGAAAAUAACGAUAGAGUAGAAUACAUAGCAAUGAUUUAAACUCUUUGUUCGUGCCCGUGCGCUUUCUUUCUUUUUCAAAUUUCAUUCUCUUGGCAAUGCCUUUUAUACGGUAUGAAUUUCGGCAAGAUAUCUUGUUGCGAUAUAUUUUUCCAAUACCUCAGCGAUUUUAAUAGAGAAUACUACUGAAGUGAGUUAUCAAGUAGAGUAAUUAAGUUGAAAAUGAAACCUGAGAAACGCUUUUAAAGUAGUUAGAAGGCCGGGCUUUUUUCAUAAUGUAAUUAUAGAUUUUGUUGUUAGUUUUAAUUUUUCCUUUUUCUUCUUUUUCUAAUUUCUUUUUUAUUCUCUAAUCUUUCUAGUUUCAAAAAUUUGUAAACUUACUUGUUCAGUUAUUUACUCAUUCGCUCAUUUACUUGCUUAUUUACAUACUUGCUUGCCUGCUUACCUUACCUUAAACUAUCUUUUCCGCCAAGCUGAUCAUUUGCAAAUGAUUGAAAGUACAAAGGGUCGUUUAUCAGGUUAUUUAAUUUGCAAAUGGUUCUCUCUCUAUUUUGAUGGAAGCAUUUUAAAUUUAUUUUAUUUGUUACGCGGACUGGAUAAUCUUUUCUAUAUUUUAUGUCGAUAGACUUUAUUACGCGUUAAUUAGUAUCAUGUAAUCAAAAGUAGAAAUACUUCUAUAUACUUUAGAGAGGAAGGUACACGAUAAAAGAAGAAUCGUAAGGGCCUGAAAGCGACAGAAAUUAAACCCACUUUAGAGAUAAUUGUUACUCUGAUCACAAAGCAAACUUGAAGAAAACUGUUCCUUACUCUUCUUCCGAGUAGUCAGUUGUGCUUUCAGGCCGUUCUCUUCAGAUUGUGCAUUGUUUCCUUCGGGACACGUACGCUGUUUGAAGUAUGCUCAAGAUUAACAAACCGCGUGCCUUAAACUUCUGCUUCAUACAUAAUUACCACCAUUGAAAUAUGAACAUAGCAUGUAACAUAUAGUUGCAACAGUUGCAAGUAUUAGGUGUAUAAAUAUCGAAGAAAACUACAUAGGUCAUCCUAUUUUUGUAAUAUGACUAACUGACUAAUUAAGUUCGUUUUUGUAGAUUGGUAGGAAAUAAAUGGAUUAAUGCGUAGGUCGAGACGAUCGUCGGGAUUAGGAUAUUUUUCUUUUUCUUAUCCGAUAUGCCUUUUUUAUUUCGAUGUCUUAGUUAUCAUAAGAUUUGUAGGGUGUUUGAAACUACAUAAAGAUGAUAGUGCCAUAUUAUUCUUCGUAGUUUCCCAUUCUCCUAAGCACGGUACUUUAUGAAGUAACGCGAUGCUCUUCAAGAACAAAGGUAAAUCCACGAUUGUACAAAAAUACGCAAUUGUAAUCUAUGCGAUUUAUUUCCUACCAAAAUGAUAGUGAUUUACGAUGAUACGAUCCGUUACCUAACGAAGUAAAUGAUCAACUCCAUUGUACCUAUUAUAUGAAGCCCGUCGUUAUAUCCUAGAUUUACCUGUUUCUUCCCCAAAGACUUAUUUAAGAAAACUCCGAGAAAAAGAACGAAGAAAAGAGAAAAGAACCGAUUCGUUGUCUCAAACCCUUCCGAUAAACAUUGCCUGCAAUUCAACAAUGUCAGUAAAUCUAAAAACUCCAUGAAAGUUGCCGAUUUUUACUCGAUCAUCGAACAUAAAUCACAAAACAAUAUCAGUUUAUGAAAUUGAUCGAAAUAUUUGAAAUUGUACUCAAGUAAGCAAAUAACAAAAUAUCAUUGGACAAAUAAAAUCUUCGCUCUCUAAAAA